Molecule: messenger RNA, 2459 nt
Organism: Cheilinus undulatus (humphead wrasse)
Lineage: Eukaryota; Metazoa; Chordata; Actinopteri; Labriformes; Labridae
Product: max-binding protein MNT
Exons: 3
Coding region: 220-987 (255 amino acids)
Source: RefSeq, a predicted model, not a curated record
GCACUCAGGAAUCUGCAUCUGGUCCUGGAAAGUCACACAAGUCUUUACCAGCACUUUUUAUGCUUCCCGUUUUCUCAGCCUUAUUUUACAAUGAAUGCACCAUUUAACGCCAUCGAAUAAGGAUGAGUAGGUCCCUACUUGGAAAGCUGCUCUCACUUGCUAGCAUGUAUCAAAUAUGGUGAAAUAAUUCAGACCAAGUACCAUCCUACUGGAUCAAACAUGGCAGCAAUGGUCACCAGUAGCACCACUCUUCAGAUCCCUCCUCAGCCUCAGCCUCCUCUCCUCAGGAAUCGACACCCAAUCCUCAUGGACACCAUCCAGCCUGCCGUGGUCCAGGCCAUCAUCAAUCCAAAACGGGGUAUGGAGGGAACCUUCCAGACUCCACAGACCCCCAGGACCUGCAGCUCACCCGGAUCUGCUGGGAAAUCCUGCUGGAGCCCAGAUGUGAGGGUGGUGGUUCUUCUGGUGACGGUGGCUGGAGUGGUGAUACUGCUGCUGCUCUACAGACUCCUACAGCUCAGACACAGGUUGAGGAUGGCUCGGGCACGUCACGCUCUGGAGUACCACAGCUUCUUCCACAGCGCCACGUACACCCUCAAACACCCUGACCCACGUCUGGAUCUUCCAACGAAGAACGGCUCGAUCCCUGAUACCACUCCGCCCGUCCUCACUGUGCCACCAACAGCCACUGUGGCACCACUUCCACCACCUCCGACGUCUUCUCUGCCUCCACUGCCUCUCCCUCCUCCUCCGGUCCUGCCUCCACCUCCACUCCACGCUCCCCCUUCUCUCCCCCCACCAGCUCCUGUCCUGACCUUCCCUCUCCCUCUGCCUGUGAUCCACACCACCCCGCCAAGCCCCCACCUGUCCUGGGGUGCCUGCUCCGAUGUGGAUCUGUACUCUCGGAUUGGAGCUUACAGGCCAUCCAGGCUCUCCAGCAUCUCCAACCAAUCAAAAGUUAUCCUGUUUGAACACUCAUCUCUCUGACCUCACACACUGAACAGGACCAGAGACUUCACUGUUUGACAUGAUCAACAUUAUCUUUUUCCUAACGGUGCUGUUAAUCAUCAAGCAUUUGCUCGAAGUGCUUUAUAACUGAGAUGGGACCAAAUUGAGUUAAAAUUUCUAUUUGUUAUAGAUCAAGAUUGCUUUUCUUAAAUUUCUAUUUAUUUUUUUCAAACUUUGUUCUCAAAAGUGCUGAGAAUCUUGUUCAUAUAGGAGGUAGUGCUGACAUUGUAUUCCCAAAACAUGAAUUUCUAUCAACCUUAUCACAAUGGACUUUUUUUUUUUUUGCAUUUGGAUCAGUUUUGUUUUUCUUUGUGAAUAGUCAAUCUUAUAAUAGUUCGGUUGAAGCUUCUUGUCAUUCUUUAGUCUAUUUGUGGGAACUGAUGGGGUUGCAGAUCUGUACAGAUUAAAAAUUUUUUGCAAAAAAUGCACCCCAUGCCUAUGUUUUUAUGAAAACUUUGUGAGACCAGAAGCUGUGACCUGCUUCAAUGUCUGUUCUGACUCAUGAUGGAGACUUGCGUAAGUCUGAAACCAACAAAUCCAGAGACAAGCAGAUCAAAUUUCUAGAUGCAAUCUUUAAUAAUGCAUGACAAAUCUCAUUGACAUGGCCAUGUUCCCCUAGCACUUCACUCUACCUCCCAUUCCAACAAAAAUUGGGACAUCCUGCCCCUAGAUUUGGACAUGCAAAAUGAGAAUGUGGGGCUAAGUGGAAACCCGGAACCAGGUUUCCAGUUUAGGGAGCUCAUCGUCUCUGCUGUUUGUAAAUUAAGUGGUUCUCAGCAGGGGAUCUCCAGCAGGCACUGGGACGGUUUGUGGCUGAGUGUGAAAAUAAGCACCUCCAAGUCUGAAGCCAUUGUCUUCAUCCAGGAAAUGGUGGAUUGCUCCCUCAGGGUGGGGAGUGAGUCUUUUGAGGGUAGAAUGGACUGCAAGAUUGUGCAGGGAGAUUGGUUGAGUAUCAUCAGUUUUGCAGGCUUGGUAUUUUACUGCUGUGGUGAAGAGGGAACUGAGCCUGAUAGCAAAGCUUCCGAUUUACUGGUCUAUCUAUGUUCCAUCCCAAGAACGACAUCGUGGGUUCAAGCAGUCAAAAUGAGACUCCUCAGGAGGGUGUCUGGGAUAAGCCUUAGAGAUAGGGUGAGGAGCUCUGACAUCUGGGUGUAUCUCGAAGUACGUAGAGCUGCUGCUCCUUCGUAUCAAAAGGAGCCAGUUGAGGUGGUUCAGGCAUCUGAUCAUGAUGCCUCCUGGUUGCCUCCCUGUGGAGGUCUUACGGGCAUGUCCAACUUGGAGGAGACCCUGGGCAGGCCCAGAACUUGCAAGAGGGAUUAUAUAUCCGAUCUGGCCCGGGAACACCUCAGAAUCCCACAGGAGGAACUGGAAAACAGUGCUUGGGCGAGGGAUGUCUGGGUUUACUUACUUCGCCUGCUAAGCAUAAGAAGAUGGAUUGAAGGCUAAGUGGG